AUGGAGCGAGCUGAGGAGCUGCCGGACACUGAUCCCCGGGGGGGGACAGAAGGGGAGACCCCCGGAGACCCCCGUGGAGCCGGAUGCGCCGCCAAAAAAACGAACCCGAAGCGAGAAAACGCCGAGACGGGGGCGACCGAGCGCGGAUUCACGGCGACGAAAGGGGAAGGGGAGAUUUCGGGACGUUCUCGGCGAGGGGCAACUCCCAAAAGCGAAAUGGGGCCGGGAGCAGAUAAACUCAUCCCUCGGGAAGGAAACCAAAAGAGCCUCAAAGAAUCGAAAUCCCAGGACAAAACCGCCGCCGGCAGGGAGAAGAAGUACGCGUGCGACGAGUGCGGACGGAGUUUCGGUCAGAGCUCCAACCUCAUCGUCCAUCGACGGAUCCACACCGGAGAGAAACCUUAUCAAUGUCAGGAGUGCGGGAAGUGUUUCAGGCAGAGCUCCAACCUCAUCGUCCACCAAAAAACCCACACGGGAGAAAAAUUCUACGCGUGCCCCAAAUGUCAAAAGCGUUUCCCAGAUAGAUUGCUGCUCCUCAGGCAUAAAAGGAUCCACCUCGGAGAAAAACCUUUUAAAUGCCAGCGGUGCGGGAAAAGCUUCCUUCACCGGUCGCGGCUCCUUGCCCACGAGAAGGCGCACGGAGGAGAAGAGCUCUACCCAUGUCCCGAGUGCGGGAAAUGCUUCCAGGAAAAAUCCAAAUUCCUCCAACAUCGUCGACGACACGUGGGGGAGCGACGCUAUAAAUGCUACGAGUGCGGGGAGGAGUUUGGGCAAAGUUCGGAGCUUAGCCUCCACCAGAGGAUCCACGUGGAGGAGAAGCUCUACCAGUGCUCCACCUGCGAGAAGUGCUUCAAGGACCGGUCCACCCUCAUCAGGCACGAGACGGUGCACACGGGAGAGAAACCCUACCAAUGCCACGAGUGCGGGAAGAGAUUUACCCGCAGCUCGGACAUCGUCGUCCACCAGCGGACUCAUACGGGAGAGAAACCCUUCCAGUGUCCCGAAUGCGGGAAGAGUUUCAGUCACCGCUCCAAUCUUUUCCGACACCAACGGAUGCACACGGGGGAGAAGCCGUAUAAGUGCGAAGAGUGCGGGAAGAGGUUUGGGCAAAGCUCCGAACUCAUCGUCCAUCAACGGACGCACACGGGGGAGAAGCCCUACCACUGCUCCGAGUGCGAGAAGUUCUUCAGGGGGAGGUCGACCCUUUUCAGACACGAGCGGUUGCACACCGGGCUCAAACCCUACCAGUGCAGCCAGUGCGGAAAAAGUUUCGGCCAAAGCGGGGACCUCAUCGCCCAUCAACGUUUCCAUACGGGUGAAAAACCCUACCAGUGUUCCCAGUGCCGAAAAUUUUUCAGCAACCGCUCCAGCCUGGUGCGGCAUCAGCGGUUGCACGCCGGGGAGAAGCCCUACAAGUGCCACGAGUGCGGGAAGAGUUUUGGGCAAAGCUCGGACCUCAUCGCCCAUCACCGGACCCACACCGGGGAGAAGCCCUACCCUUGCCCGGUCUGCGGGAAGAGCCCAAACCAGCACUCAUCUCUGGUUGUGCGUGAACGGAUAAAUGGUCCAGAAAAGGGUUUGGAUAAAGAAAUCUAG
Cariama cristata (Red-legged seriema) is the source of this 1596-nucleotide messenger RNA. RefSeq names its product zinc finger protein OZF-like. The record is from RefSeq and is a predicted model, not a curated record. Bases 1 to 1596 code for a protein of 531 amino acids. Lineage: Eukaryota; Metazoa; Chordata; Aves; Cariamiformes; Cariamidae. The transcript is spliced from 5 exons.